CUGGCGUCGGGGUGCCGGCCGAGCACAGCCGGAUCCUGGGGGAGCGCGAUCUGCCGCAUGUGAUGGAAGUGUCUACUCUCAGGGAAAGCUUAACCAUGGCUUCCCCACCGCCCCGGGAGAUGGAGGAGGAGCUGGUGCCCGCGGGCUCCGAGCCAGGUGACCCUCGGGCCAAACCCCCUGUGAAACCUAAACCCAGGGCUCUGCCUGCCAAGCCAGCCCUACCCGCCAAACCCAGCCUCCUGGUGCCUGUUGGGCCUCGUCCCCCCCGGGGGCCCCUGGCCGAGCUGCCUUCCGCCCGGAAGAUAAACAUGCUAGCAGGACCCCAACCCUAUGGGGGCAGCAAGCGUCCCCUGCCCUUCGCCUCGAAGCCUGCGACCAAGGCCUCUGCCGGAGGAGAAUCUGCUCAAGAGCCUGGCAAAGAAGAGGCUGGGAAAGAGGGCCUGCCCCCGCUGACACCCCCGGCUCGCUGUGCCGCCCCGGGGGGCGUGCGCAAGGCUCCGGCUCCCUUCCGCCCAGCGUCUGAGCGCUUUGCGGCCACCACGGUGGAAGAGAUCUUGGCCAAGAUGGAGCAGCCCCGAAAGGAGGUGCCCGCUAGCCCUGACCGCCUCUGGGGCUCCCGCCUCACCUUUAACCAUGACGGGAGCUCACGGUACGGCCUCAGGACCUAUGGUGCGGCCAACAGUCCCAGGGAAGAAGAUGGCAGGGCCCCGGCCAGGGAAUGGCCACAGGAGAGGCCAGCUAAGUCUCCAACAGAAUGCCUGGAACAGCACUCCAGGACCUCGGAGGAGAGGAGCUCCCCUUGUGACACUGUGGCCGUUAAUGGGGACCUGGCUAAGCCGGCCAGCUCUGAGCCACCUGCUAACGUCUCCAAGCCCUGGGACCCCUCAAGUCCAGGCCCUGCCACAGAGUCUGGAGGCCCUGCCAGCCUGGGCCUCUCUUCCCCGGCCUCUGCCCGGGAGGCUGCUCAGCCUCACUCCCCGUGCCACACUCAGCUGCUAGAAGGCCAGAGCCCUGUAGCUCCCCACUCUCCCCCCAGCAUCCCUGAAACUCCAGCUUCCCCACAGGCAGCCAUCCCUAAUGAGAGCCCCUGUCAUAGCCCUAGCCCAGGGCACCCUGCUGAGCCUGCCCCAGAGGCCCCAGCACCCAGCAGCCCUCCCCUUGGGAGCCCUAAGGCGCCCCUACCCGGCUCCCCCCAGCACCCCACCGAGGAGGGGCAUGGGCUUCUGGAUCCCACUCCGAUGUUCCCACGUGGAGAGGAGGCAAUGGCCAAGAGUGACCCUGAACCCCGCCCCAUUAGCCUUGUCCAACGCCGAUUCUCUGAAGGGGUACUCCAGCCACCUGGCGGCCAGGACCAGGAGAAGCUGGGGGGCUCACUGGCUGCACUGCCACAAGGCCAGGGGAGCCAGUCAGCUCUCGAUCGUCCGUUUGGGAGUGGGACAGAGUCCAACUGGAGCUUGUCGCAGUCCUUCGAAUGGACAUUCCCCAUGCGACCCUCGGGUCUAGGGGUGUGGCGGCUGGACUCCCCACCCCCCUCCCCCAUCACCGAAGCCAGUGAGGCCGCUGAGGCUGCAGAGGCUGGCACCUGGGCUGGGGCCAGCAGGGAGGAAGGGGUGACCCAGCAGGGGCAUGGGGCCGGGUCAGCUCCUGGGACUGCAGGAAGGCCUGCUUCUUGGGUUCAAGGGGAUGACCCAGGCAUUUCCCUGCCUCUGAAAGGCAAUGGGGAGAGUCAGUCUCAAUACCCAUUUGCUUCCUCGGAACCCCAACUUCCAAGCAGGGACUCCCCUGAACCAGCCUUGCUCCAGGCAGAGGAGCGUUAUCAGGAACGAGAGCCAAUGACCGGACAGGAGUGUCCCCUCCCGCUGGCCACCAGGGAGGCAGCCCUGCCUGUGCUGGAGCCAGUUCUAGGGCAGCAGCAGCCGGCACCCCCCCAUCAGCCCUGCGUCCUCUUUGCUGAUGGCCCUGACCCUGGGCAGGCGAUACCUGCCAAGGAGGAGACGGUGACCCUCGCCCGGGCCGAAACCACCCAGCCCAGGACAGAGGUGCCUGAUCCCUGUCGAGUGUCCCCGGAGCCCACUGGGCCUGAAGGCAGCUCUCGCUGGCUAGAUGACCUCCUGGCAUCACCACCGCCCAGUGCUGGCAGUGCGAGGCGGGGAGCUGGAGCUGAGCCGAAGGACGCCCCGUCAAGUACCAGCUCCGAGGGACUCCUUGGCUGGGCCCAGAAAGAUCUGCAGAGUGAGUUUGGGAUUACAGCCGACACACGUGCCACAGACCUCAAUAGCUCCAGCUGGUCCCAGGAUACUGCCCAGGAGUACAGCUUGGGGAGUGCAAACCCCAGAGGAAACCCAGGCCUUGGAGAGAAGAAUUGGAGCAGCGAGUAUGGGCAAGGAACAGGGGAAGGGCAUGCCAGGGAGUGGGCCAGCAGGUGUGUUGGCAUCAGCCCGGAGGAGAUGGAGGUCGGCGGCGGCCGAGAUGGGAGUGAGGUGUCUGCCCCGGGGGGCUUUGGGAAGCCAGCCUUGCUGAGCACAACGGCGCAGAGUCCCGAGGAGGGCGUUCCGCACUGGGAGUUCAGAAAGAGCGAUUCCCAGGGCACCUACUCCAGCCACGACGCUGAGCUCCAGGACCAGGAAUUCGAGAAGAGAGAUGGGCUGGGUGCCUACAGCCAUCGCGAUGUGAACCUUCAGGACUGGGAGUUUGGGAAGAGGGAUUCUUUGGGCCCUUAUGGCAGCCAGGAGGCAGGCAAGCAGGAAGGAGGGAGGAAGGACCCCCUGGGCAGCUACAGCAGACAGGAUGCUGAGGAGCAGGAUCGUGAAUUCCAGAAGAGGGAUUCCUUGCCUGGCACCUAUAGCAGCCGGGCAGCUGCGCAGCAUGACAGGGAGUUUGGGACAAGUGCUUGGCUGAGCGACUACAGCAGUGAGAGCGGCUCCAGGGCCCCGAGUGCCCAGGACAGAGGCUUUGCACUGAGAACCCUGAGCUCCGGAUUCAGUCCCGAAGAAGCCCAGCAGCAGGAUGAAGAGUUUGAGAAGAAGCUGCCGGGUGGUGAGGCUGGCAGGGAUACAGGCCGGCCAGAAGAGAGCAAGUCGGGAGGUCUGUUCAACCCCAUCACCCCUCAGCGGCAGGAUGGGGGGACACUGACACAGGGAGACCAGAGCGGCUGGCAAGGCAGUGACAGCAGCCAGGAGGUUGGAAGGCUGCAAGGGAGACUACAGGCAGGUGGCCAGGGCCCUGGUGAUGCUGACCUGACUGCCGGUGGCGGCGAGGUAGGGAAGCGAGGCUGGGCCGGUGAGGCCCCCGAGAUGGAGUCAGGGUUUAGCCCUGGGCAGCGAAACUGGGACAGGGACUUUUGCGCUGAGGCCGCCGGGAGAGGUGAUCAGUUUGGUAUCAUUGGCAACGACAGGGCGAGUGGUGCUGGCCAGAGCCCUGCCAGCCAAAUGGAAGGGGGUCACCCUGUGUCUCCUGGGAAGACCACAGCCGGGCCCGUGGACUGGACUGACCAGCUGGGUCUCAGGAAUUUGGAAGUAUCCAGCUGUGUGGGUCCUGGGGACUUGAGUGAGACUCAAGAGGAUGCUGUGGGACAGAUGGGCUGGUCAGACACCCUGCCCUUGAGAGAUGUGGGCCUGGCCGGCGCUUUGGAGACUGGAGGGCCUGAAGAGCCCAGAGGCCUUAGAACUGGGGAGAAGGACUGGACCUCUGACGUAGGGGUGAGGAGCAGAGAUGUGGCUGGGGCAGGGGAGCUGGGAGGCCACAGCCAAACCAGAGAGAGUGGUGUAGGUCAAACUGACUGGUCGGGUACGGAUGCCGGAGAGUUCUUGAAAUCCCGGGAGAGCGGAGUGGGACAGGCCGACUGGACAGCUGACUUCGGACUGAGAAACAUGGCCCCAGGGGCAGGCUGCAGCCCUGCAGAGCCCAGGGAGCGCGGCGUGGGCCAGAUGGACUGGGGCAAUGACCUGGGCCUGAGGAAUCUGCAGGUGCCCUGUGAGCUGGAAGCCAGGGGCUCUCGGGGCUGCGCAGUGGGGCAGAUGGACUGGGCCCAGGACUUAGGGCUCCAGGAUGUGCAGCUCUCUGGGCCCCUGAGUGAAGCCAGGGAGCGUGGGGUGGGAGAUGUGGGCCCAGGCCUGGAACUGGGCCUUGGGAAUAAUGGUGGCUUGUCCCCUGGCCCUGAAGCCAGUGAGGCCGGCGAGGCCUUGGAGAUCCGGGAGCUGGGGGUCGGUGAGACAAGUGGGUCUGAGAGCCAGCAGGAAGACAGCACCUCACCUUCCCUGGAGACCCACCUGGAAGAUCCCAGGAUGGAGACGGGAGAUGCCUCCAGCUCUGGAGCCAGCCCCAGUGGGUUUCUGGCCCGCUCCCCACCAUCUGGCUCCCAGGACCUGCCGGAGGAGGGCCUGCUGGCAUCCAGCAGCUCCCCUAGAGAACCAGUCAUUCCGGGCCUUGGGAGUCUCUCAGAGGAUGAAGAAGCAACAGCAGGUGUUGACCAAGGGGAGCCUCUGCCCUCCUGCAGACCCCAGCCAGAUGGUGAAGCCAGCCGGGCAGAAGAGGUGGAUGGUACCUGGAGCCCGUCAGGGGCUGGGCAGGGCGAGCAGGGGCCAAGCCUGAGCCCUUGGCGCCCUCCCCAAAGACCUCCGCCCAGCACCCCCAGUCAGGACUUCUCCUUCAUUGAGGAUACCGAGGUCCUUGACAGUGCCAUGUUUCGGAGCCGUGCCAACCUGGGGCGCAAGCGUGGCCACCGGGCCCCGGCCAUCCGGCCUGGAGGUACCUUGGGCCUGUCGGAGGCGGCAGAGUCGGACGCACGCCUCUUCCAGGACUCUACAGAACCGCGAGCUGUUCGGGUGCCAUCCUCAGACGAGGAGGUUGUGGAAGAGCCUCAGAGCCGCCGGACACGCAUGUCCUUGGGCACCAAGGGGCUGAAAGUCAACCUCUUUCCUGGCCUGAGCCCAUCAGCCCUGAAGGCCAAGCUGCGGUCUCGGAACCGCUCAGCGGAGGAGGGGGAGCCGGUGGAGAGCAAGUCCAGCCAGAAGGAGUCUGCGGUACAACGUUCCAAGUCCUGCAAGGUCCCGGGGCUGGGGAAGCCCCUCACGUUACCUCCCAAGCCAGAGAAAUCCUCAGGGUCGGAAGGAUCCUCGCCCAACUGGCUGCAAGCUCUGAAGCUGAAGAAGAAGAAGGUCUGAGGCGGCACCAAGGCCCUUACCAUCUGGCAGUCUCAGGCAGUGCCCACUCCUGUGGGGUCCCUGGGCGAGGAGGAGAUGGCUGGAGCCCCACCAUGCCCCAGGCUGCAGCCUCUGUCCCCCUCCACCUCUGCAGAGCGUCUGGGGAGGCACAUUUAUGCACUUUGUAUCACCUGCCCAACUUUUCCUCUGCCCCACCCCUGCCCUGCCCUCCCCCUUCCCGCUGGAUUCUGUCACUAGUGGUCGAAGGUUUUGGUCCUUUCCUGCUGUCUUCCCUCUCCCCACCGCGCCCCUCGCUUCUUCCUCCAGCCUCCCUUGGGUUUUCUUUUGAUAUCAAUUUAUAGCAUUUUUUAUAUAAAAAAAAAUCUGAUUUUUUUGUAAUGGGUGGAACACUGCCCCCAGCCCCACCCCCAGGUCCCCCUCACCCUGCCAGGUGCCUCAGCAGACACCGAUGACAUUUUGCCACUUGAAAACAAUAAAGUUUU
Molecule: messenger RNA, 5644 nt
Organism: Ochotona curzoniae (black-lipped pika)
Lineage: Eukaryota; Metazoa; Chordata; Mammalia; Lagomorpha; Ochotonidae
Gene: CNOT12
Product: tankyrase 1 binding protein 1
Exons: 12
Coding region: 63-5162 (1699 amino acids)
Biological process (GO): double-strand break repair; cellular response to ionizing radiation
Cellular component (GO): heterochromatin; nucleus
Source: RefSeq, a predicted model, not a curated record